Harmonia axyridis is the source of this 2399-nucleotide messenger RNA. RefSeq names its product parathyroid hormone/parathyroid hormone-related peptide receptor-like. The coding region runs from base 145 to 1773 and encodes 542 amino acids. Gene Ontology annotation, cellular component: plasma membrane. The transcript is spliced from 13 exons. The record is from RefSeq and is a predicted model, not a curated record. Gene Ontology annotation, molecular function: G protein-coupled peptide receptor activity; peptide hormone binding. Gene Ontology annotation, biological process: adenylate cyclase-modulating G protein-coupled receptor signaling pathway; cell surface receptor signaling pathway. NCBI's taxonomy places the organism in Eukaryota, Metazoa, Arthropoda, Insecta, Coleoptera, Coccinellidae.
ACGAAAUUCCAGUUCGGCGCGCUCUUCCUGAGAAAGAGCUUCAUCCCUUCCAUCGCAAACGUGAACUGCGCGAAUUUCGAAUUUCAACUGUUGCAUUUCUUUCAGAAAAAGUUUUUGUUUUAUCAAUUGAGCCAGGAUUCGACCAUGGCAAAUCCAAACUCAAAUAAAAUAUAUCACAAUGUCUUGGAAGAACAGAGCAGGAGAAUUGAAGAGGAGAAAAUUAACUGUGCAAUGAAAUAUGGCAAUAGCGUCUUCAACAAAACACUAAGGCCGUUCUUCGAUGUAGAAACUCAAGGUUAUUAUUGCUUACCAACAUGGGAUGGAAUAACUUGUUGGUCUUCAGUGCCAGCAGGAACUACAGCAACGCAGCCAUGCAAUUCGCUAUCCUACAUAAAAGGAUUUGUUCUGAAUAAUACAGCGACGAAGACCUGUUUGAAAAGUGGGGAUUGGUUAAUGAGAGAUGGGGAUUAUUGGACAAAUUUCAGUCAAUGUCAUAUACAUAAUGAAACUACUGUAUUCGUUAAUCAGACCAAUAUUACAAAUGGUUCAUCACUUGAAAGAGAAUUCCUGCCACUACUGAAAGGAAUAAAGGAGAUUGGCUACCUGAUAUCUCUUAUCACAUUGUUGAUAGCUCUGGUGAUAAUGGUGACAAUAAAAAAACUGCAUUGCUCACGCAAUAUUUUACAUAUUCACCUAUUCACCUCGUUCAUACUCAGGGCCUCAAUUUUUUUGCUGAAAGAAAUAAUUUUUGUCAAUGGUGUUGGCCUGCCCUCAGAUGUUAUUGGCAAUAGAAAUGGUUUGUUUUUUAACCUCGAAUCUCAUACUAACAACUGGCAAUGUAAACUACUAACGAGCUUGUGGCAAUACUUCAUUACAGCUAAUUAUUCUUGGAUUCUUAUGGAAGGUCUCUAUCUGUAUAAUUUAAUAUUUCGUGCCUUAUUUGCGGAUUCCAGUGGAAGUGUUAUUGGAUAUGUUAUAAUGGGUUGGGGUUUUCCAUUUAUUGUGGUGUCUGCAUGGAUUGUGGGGCGUAUAUUCUUAGACGAUACUUUAUGUUGGACUAUGGCUAUGGCUAACAACAGAACCUAUCUCAUUAUAGAGAUACCUACUCUUAUAUCCAUUGUAGUGAAUCUCAUUUUUUUCUUGAGAAUAUCAAUGGUUCUUUUAAAUAAACUCAGAUCGCCCCUAAACGAAGACAAUAGAGCUUGUUACAUGAAGUGGGCCAAGUCAACCCUCGUUUUGGUGCCAUUGUUUGGAGUUAACUACGUUGUAAUAUUCGGUUUUCAAUACAUAUCAAACGAGGUUGUGCGAGUAGUGUGGUAUGUUUGUGAUGGACUGUUUGGGAGUUUUCAGGGAUUCUUCGUUGCUGUGCUCUACUGCUUCAUGAAUGGAGAAGUUAAAGCAGAAGUGAAACCACUUCUCCACGGAAUUCUACCGUUUUUAGCUAGCCACAGAAUCCUUGGGCCAUGUUUUCCUUGCAGAGAUAAAUUUCUUAGAUCGACCAAAGGCAGGAUCUCUGUAUGCACGACCUUAUCCUGUAGCUCGAUGUACGCCAAUGGUCUUAUUCAUAGUAGAGGCAAUAUUGGAAGAAGUAAAGAUCAUACUUGCCAACACACCAAACGAUUAUCGAAUGACUUGAUAUGUGAUUCAACCAAAGCAAGCGUGAAUCUAUACAACAGUCGAAAACAUAGUUUUCCGUACCGAACUGCUAACAGUGAAGAUGUUAUGGAAUUGUCGAACUUAUUUCAUUCCGAGCAGGGAAAAAAUCAAGAAUAAAAUAAUUUGCCAUGACAAAAGGUCAUGAUGCAAGAUUUUGGGCAUAUCAAUCGAAUUCAGGUCUGGAGAAAUAAUUCAACAGAAGAAAAUAGAAGACCUACGAGAAGUGAAAACCGAAGAGAAGAUAUCGAUUUCGAAGAUUAGAAUGAAAACUUUUCUAUAUUUAGAUGUUUUAUUUUUAUAAAUCUGAUUGUUCAAGUGUUCUCUUGUUCAUCUCUGUAAAUAUACGUAAACAAUUUUCAAGUAAUUCUAAUUGAAAGGUGAGAAAAAUGAGGUGAAAGAGAACAAGAACUAGAAAUUGAAGAAAAACAUCAUAGAUCAUCUCUAUGAUAUAAAGAAUCUGUUUCAUAUGAUAUAAGAUUUACAUUACUUCGUAUUAGACUGAAGACCUAAUUGUGCUUAACGAAACCAAACUGAAAAAGCUGGAAAAUACAGGUAAGAAAGUAUUUGAAAAUAUUUCUGAAUAACUUUUGUAUCUAUAAUAUUUUUGUUGGAACUGGUUGUAUUUCAAUUGUAUAAUAUUGUAUGUUAUAUGUUCAAUAAGAGUUUGUGCCAUCAAGGUAAUUUUUAUGUUCACAAAUACAUGAAUGUAAUGAAACUUAUUAAAGCAUCUACUGUUAUCAAUG